Trametes versicolor FP-101664 SS1 is the source of this 1383-nucleotide messenger RNA. RefSeq lists its product as uncharacterized. NCBI's taxonomy places the organism in Eukaryota, Fungi, Basidiomycota, Agaricomycetes, Polyporales, Polyporaceae. The transcript has 3 exons. The record is from RefSeq and is a predicted model, not a curated record. Bases 1 to 1383 code for a protein of 460 amino acids.
AUGUCCCCGUAUCAACUCAACUGUCUCCCUGUCGAGAUUCUGCAAGCAAUUGGCGACGUCGUUCAGUCCACCGCCGACAUGGGGUCCCUAGUUUUGUCCAACAAGUACCUCAACGAUGUUCUUACCCCUAUGUUGUACUCGUCCAUCUAUCUCCAAGACUCCGUCACUGCUGCGAUGUGCAUUACGACGCUGGUAGGCUUACCCGAAGACAACUUUCAAGGCCGCGAUCUAGCUACUUAUGUGCGCGUGUUCUCCUGCGAUUGCGAGACACACUUCGUCAUCAGCCCUGAGGCCAAGGAUUUCUAUCAGCACCUCAAGCGUGCCGUAUCCCGCAUGACAGGCCUACAAAACCUCAAAUCCCUCAAUGUCACGCUGUUCACUCCCUCUCUUUGUCUCUCCCUCUUCCAUGCGGCUGCCGCCACCCUGCAAUCACUCGACGUAGGGAUCUCGAGAUCUUCGUCAUGGAUUGACGAUAGCGACAAACAGGCACUCCUUGGGCUGCAUACCCUCUUCCUCAGUGCUCGAAGUUUGCCUCCAGUUCGUUCGGUUUUGCGAGAUACGACCGGCUGGCUGGUGCUCGAGCGACUCGAAUUGGAGGUGGACGCCCUAUCUGCGGAUUGGCUGCCACAAACACCCGUGGUGCGGUCGUUGACCAUAAACGGAGACCCUUCCUUGGUGCUUGGCCGCGAGGAUCCCAGCGGAGAUAACACCAGUUACAUUAUCAGCGGUACUCGCGGGAAGCUAUACCUCCCCCCAACUGCGUUCCCCCGCCUCGAAGAACUCGUUUGCUCCCAUGGCAUUCUGCGUCUUUUUCUCCCUCCAAACUCCCCCGCCCCCCGUCCGAUCCGAAAAAUCGAGCUAGAUAAAGCGAGCUACUGGCGGAAAGGUCUCGACUCCUGUCCAGACUGGUACAUAUCAGGGGAGUCCGUUUGGCGUGCGCUGAGCUAUCUCCCGAACUCCAGCGCACCGGUCCGUGAACUGGCGCUGGUGGUGCAGCAUCUCGACAUGCGCGCGUUCGUAGUCCAGGCGGGACCGUCUCUCAAGACUCUGGAAAGCCUCGUUCUCGUCACGCACGAAGACCCUACGGAUCAUGUCGCCUUCAGCCGUCUGGGCGAAGACCUGUUUGCCCAUAUGCCCAAGCUACACACGUUCAUCCUCUCGGAUGGUCCGGCCAAGGCGAUGGACGAGUGCGAGAGCUUUGGUUGCGGCGAGGAUGUCUAUCGUCAGCGUGUCUGGUUGGAGCUUUGGGAGGCACAUGCACCUGCGUUGGUCACGGUCGCGUUCACGAACGACUUCACAUGGAUGAAGAAGCAAUACGGCUGGAAAAACGACAAAUUGCAUAUACCGGAGGGGGCUUUAAACCAUUCAGAAUCGCCGCGAUAA